GCUUCCAAACGUCCCACAAGCAUCGCCAACGCAGAAGAGGCCAUGACACUUUCGACGAGUUACUUGACGCUCUUCCUUCCCCUUCUGGUGCUCGUCGCCGUCCUUAGCGAGGCUCGAAUCAUCAGCAAUUACGGUAGACCCCGUCUCGGCGAAACGUUCUAUGAGGAGAUAAGAGAACUUUUGCGACAACGACUCGACGAGAUAGAGAAUGAAGUGUCAGUGUUCGAAGAGGAACAACCACCUCGUCCAGAGGAAAACCCGACUUGGCACGGGCCGGAGAGUUUGGGUCAAAUAUCCGGUGUCGCCGUGGAUCGGAAUGGAAGACCCGUGAUUUUUCACCGUGGUCAUCACACGUGGGAAUAUUCCACGUUCAACGCGAGUUAUCACUACCAAGAGCUGACCCGAGGACCAAUUCUUCAGAACACAGUGCUUACCCUCGACCCUGUAACCGGUGAGGUGAUCGAAGGCUGGGGAAAGAGUCUCUUUUACAUGCCUCACGGUCUGCAUAUUGAUGUCUACGGCAACGUGUGGUUAACGGACGUCGCCCUCCACCAAGUGUUCAAGUUUCGGAGGAAUGCCAGAAAUCCGAGCCUCGUACUAGGGCAGAGGUUCCAACCCGGUAGCGACUCGGCCCACUUUUGCCAGCCAACAACAGUUGCCGUUGCACCAGCGGGAGAAAUAAUAGUCGCAGACGGCUACUGCAACAGCCGAAUCCUGGUCUUCAAUGCUGCGGGAGGUCUACUCGAAGUUAUUCCUCAGCCCGGAGAAUUCUUAUCACUGCAAGUACCUCACGGCUUGGCUCUACUUCCGGAACUCGAUGUCGUCUGCAUUGCUGAUCGAGAAAAUAUGAGAGUUACCUGUCCAAAUGUCGGUCUUAAAAGAUCGCGGACGCGAAGUCCACCCUUAACCAUUCAGCAGCCCGAUCUGGGAAGAGUGUUCGGUGUCGCAUCGUACGGUAAUUACAUCUACGCCGUGAACGGUCCAACGUCGCCGAUGAUUCCGGUGAGAGGUUUCACCCUGGAUCCUAGAACGGAAAGAGUCGUUGAUCACUGGUCACCGCUAUCCAGCAAAUUUACACAGCCCCAUGCCAUCGCCGUUUGCCCGAACGAAACUGCUCUCUAUGUCGUUGAAAUUGAGCCUAACAAGGUUUGGAAGUUCGACCUCAUCCGGCCCGAUUCUAAGAAGUAACAACACAACCGACCGAUGACUCUGCAAUUUAAUAUUCCCACCGGAAUAUCUGAGCAACUCUGCAUCUAUCCUGAAAACAAAUAUCAAUCCGCAACGAGAAGACGAUCGUGUUAUCUGUAAUUUUUUUUUUUUUUUGUCAUACCCGGGUAUUACCGCAAUUUCAUUAUGAUUAUGGGUAACGUACGCUGUUAGAAUGCGUAGCGAUUACCUGACCCUUUCUUCUUCGCCGGUGACGUCACUUCCGGACCACGAUAUACGCGACCAAUAUAAUCCUAUAAACGCCGAUAUCAAUAUAUUCAUAUUUUAGCAUUGAAAGUAUAGUAACUGGAGGAAAAUAUUGAAUAUUUUUGUGACAACAAAGGUGUGUAAUUGUAUUCGAUCACAUAGAAACCUGUAUAUGUACAAUUUGAAUUCACUCGUAAUAUCGUCAACGGGUAAUUCAGGUAAUACAUUGUGUACCUGUUAUUUAGAAACCAACCAAAUACGUGGUACCAGAACUCUAAUCGAGCUUCAUAUCUCUGUGUAAGAAAUAUAUCAUUUUACCGAUUA
Molecule: messenger RNA, 1737 nt
Organism: Neodiprion fabricii
Lineage: Eukaryota; Metazoa; Arthropoda; Insecta; Hymenoptera; Diprionidae
Product: peptidyl-alpha-hydroxyglycine alpha-amidating lyase 2-like
Exons: 7
Coding region: 43-1188 (381 amino acids)
Biological process (GO): peptide metabolic process
Cellular component (GO): extracellular region; membrane
Molecular function (GO): protein binding; catalytic activity
Source: RefSeq, a predicted model, not a curated record